AUGGCCCAGAACCUCCUCCAGGCAAACCUGAACCACGCUCGACAGGCACAAGAUUUGUUUGUCCACAGCCUGUCGGAGCGUGGUUCUGGGUUGGGGAUCGCGGCGGAGCCCUAUCGAGUGCCCAGGGAAAAUCCCAAUUGGGCAGGCGAUAGAGGAGGCUCCGUCGCGAUCCACAGGUCUCCGAGUGGCGGGUCCCCUUCCAUGACUCCGCUGGAGUCUGGGAGGGGAUAUGUUGCAGUUGAAUUCGCUGGCAUCGCCGUGGUUGGCUGUUAUGUAUCGCCUAACUGGGAUCUCGCCCACUUUGGCGGAUUCCUGGCGGAGGUGGGGGACUGCGUUGAACGCUGCGCCCCCCGCCCCGUCCUGAUCGCGGGGGACUUCAACGCAAAGUCACGCGUUUGGGGUUCCCCGCGAUCAGACGCCAGGGGCGAGACCCUGGUAGACUGGGCGGCCUCUCUGGGCCUGUGUAUACUGAACACAGGCUCGGAGGGUACCUGCAUGCGGCGAAGGGAGGAGUCAAUUGUGGAUUUGACCCUCGCUUCCCCCCAGCCGCACGCAUGGUAUCGGGGUGGAGAGUGGAGACAGGGUCGGAGACGUCCGACCAUGCGUACAUCUCCAUGA
Molecule: messenger RNA, 618 nt
Organism: Ooceraea biroi (clonal raider ant)
Lineage: Eukaryota; Metazoa; Arthropoda; Insecta; Hymenoptera; Formicidae
Molecular function (GO): catalytic activity
Source: RefSeq, a predicted model, not a curated record